AUGACAGGAAAGUGGAAAAAGCCUUUUUCUAAUCGUAGUACUUCCGUAAAGAGUUUCAAACCAUCCAAUCAACCUAUAAUUAAAAUAUCAAUCAUGCAUAUCACUGAGUCGAUUGAGUAUGGAAAAUUUGAACAACUUAAUAUUCAUAUGAUCAGCAAACCGUUCACGAACAUAUUUUGGAAAUUUCAGAAUACACGAUUCACGUUUGUUGUAAUCUUACCAACUACACCGGGAAGACUUGAAUAUCCUGAUAAAGUACUGAGAGGAGAAAUCGAACUACCAGAAUUGAUGAAACAACUUCGACCAACUCAAGUAACCCUAGGAUUACCACGGUUCAAGUUAGAUACAUCACUUGAUUUAGUUGGAACAAUAAAAUCAAUGGGAGUAACUGAUCUAUUUGAUGCAAAAUUAGCAGAUUUGAGUGGAAUAACGAAGGCCAAGAUUUCCGCUGAUGUUCUUAAACAAAGUGCAUCUAUUAAAGUUAAUGAAGAGGGUGUAGAAGCUGCAGCUGCGACCGUGAUAAGCAUUUCAUUGACCAGUGUAAGAAAUCAAAAGCCUAUUCUAUUCAAUGUCAAUGAAUCAUUUGUUUGCUUUAUUUACGAUAAAGUAUUAAACACACCACUAUUUGCUGGUCGUGUGAUUACGCCAGUAUCACUGAAGGAUUGA
Molecule: messenger RNA, 666 nt
Organism: Trichobilharzia regenti
Lineage: Eukaryota; Metazoa; Platyhelminthes; Trematoda; Strigeidida; Schistosomatidae
Source: the annotation of a GenBank genome assembly